Annulohypoxylon maeteangense is the source of this 2026-nucleotide messenger RNA. Its product is annotated as DnaJ-domain-containing protein. The transcript is spliced from 3 exons. Gene Ontology annotation, biological process: translational initiation. Gene Ontology annotation, molecular function: protein-folding chaperone binding. The coding region runs from base 383 to 1504 and encodes 373 amino acids. Gene Ontology annotation, cellular component: cytosol. The record is from RefSeq and is a predicted model, not a curated record. Lineage: Eukaryota; Fungi; Ascomycota; Sordariomycetes; Xylariales; Hypoxylaceae.
CUCUCCACCACCACCUUGACCACCUUGACCACUUUGGCCCUCUUCGUCGCCAAUUCCCGAAUCUUCUACCAACCCGCCCACCACAAAGAAAAGCGGCGGUGCAGUACAUGAAGCUUAACGCAUUGCGUUUCACCCAAUUCUCAAUCCCCAAUUCCUGCAGUUUUAUUGAGGCCGACAUUUCGAACACUCUUUGUGUUUUCUUUCCUUCUUUUUUUAUUUCGUCAAAUACCAGUCGCUUCAUUCGAUACAACGACGAAAUCCGAAAUCCUACUUACACCUCAUACAUACGCUACUCGAUCACACGAUCCCAUUGGAUCAUAAAGCACCUUUGCUCCUUUCCGACAACACACAUAUACUAGGUGCUUCCUAAUCAUCAGGCAAGAUGGUAAAGGAAACAAAGCUAUACGACCAGCUCAAUGUCAAGCCGGAUGCCAGCCAAGAUGAGAUCAAGAAAGCAUACCGAAAAGCAGCAUUGAAGUGGCAUCCUGACAAGAAUAAAGACAAUCCUGCCGCCUCCGAGAAAUUCAAGGAGUGCUCACAAGCCUAUGAGAUACUUUCCGACCCCGAAAAGCGUAAAACCUAUGAUCAGUUCGGCCUUGAAUUCCUACUUCGCGGCGGUGCCGCACCUCCUCCCGGGGAUAAUCCAUUCGCGGGAGCUCAAGGUGGAAUGCCCGGCGGUUUCCAAGGCUUCGACUUCGGUGGCGGUGUGCCAGGAGGUGCUCAGACAUUCCAUUUCUCUACUCGCGGCGGCGGGCCAAAUCCUACUUUUAGCUUUAGCAACCCUGAGAGUAUAUUUGCCGAGUUUAUGCGCGGUACUGGAGGUCUAGGAGUCGACGAUGACGAAGGCAACCCGUAUUUUACUAGAGGUGGCGGCAUACCUCGAGCCUCGGGUGGAAGGACCCGUAUGCGUAGCAAUUUCCCUAGUGGAGGAGACCCUUUUGCAAGCAGCGGAGCAAGAGAACCCACGCCUGAUGUUACUACCGUCGAGCGUGCUCUACCUCUUUCCUUGGAAGAACUGUACUCCGGCGUCACGAAGAAGAUGAAGAUCAAGCGGAAGACCUUCGACGAUACGGGCAAGCGGACUACUACAGACCAAGUCCUAGAAGUCCCCAUCAAGCCUGGCCUGAAGAAAGGUAGCAAGAUCAAGUUCAAGGGUGUUGGCGACCAAGAAGAAGGCGGCAAGCAAGAUUUGCACUUCAUCGUCGAGGAGAAACCGCAUCCCCUCUUUACUCGUGAAGGAGAUGAUCUAACUCACACGAUAGAUCUGGACCUAAAGGAGGCCCUAACUGGCUGGAGACGAACCGUGACGACAAUAGACGGCAAGCAACUGAACGUUGAAAAGAGCGGUCCGACAGGUCCAGGCAGCUUCGACUCGUAUCCUAGCCUCGGAAUGCCGAUCUCGAAGAAACCAGGCGAGCGGGGGAACUUUAUCAUCAAAUACAACGUCAAGUUCCCGACAAGCUUAACGGCAAAGCAGAAACAGCAACUGAAGGAAAUCCUAUAGACGCCGGGCAGGCGUCGCAGAGAUUGAUAUUCAACGAGGCGGGGCACGGUGCAUUUUGGCGUUAAAGGGUAUGGCAAACGAGGAAAACAUUGACGAACUUCACGACCACGAGAUACGAGUUGUUUUGCGCAGCCGAGAAGCAUUCAGUUCAGCAGAAUGGUCCCCCAUCUUUGGGAGGGGCGGGCGCAAGCCGAGUCCUCGAUUUUGCAAUGCUUGGGCGCUGGUAGAUUAUAAGUACAUACAUAAUUCUGUCCUCCGUAUUAUUUCUUAGCUGCUGGGAAGGGCACUGUUGGGGUAUAUGGGAAUCAUUGCCUAUUGGUGGAUAUGGGUCGGUAGAUACUUAAUCGACGGCAUUCUACAUAUACUGCUUUUCUUGACGAUUGGUGCAUCGCCGAUGUGAUUUUUUGGUGUUUGAUUGAGUUUGAUGGGUUUGAAUCGUCGGGUUCAAUAUUGUUAACCUACCUUUUUAUACCUUUUUGAAACUCAUAAGUCUUCUUGAUAGUGAUAACUACUCUUAACAUA